Terrapene triunguis (Three-toed box turtle) is the source of this 480-nucleotide messenger RNA. It is a transcript of the gene ATP5PB, whose product is annotated as ATP synthase peripheral stalk-membrane subunit b. Gene Ontology annotation, molecular function: proton transmembrane transporter activity. NCBI's taxonomy places the organism in Eukaryota, Metazoa, Chordata, Testudines, Emydidae. The record is from RefSeq and is a predicted model, not a curated record. The annotation marks the transcript as partial. The transcript is spliced from 4 exons. Gene Ontology annotation, biological process: proton motive force-driven ATP synthesis.
AGGCUGCCUUCGCCGUGGCCAUCUUGCUGCUGCUGCCGCCGCCGGGGUCACCGGGACAGAGAGGGCAGCGCCGCAGCUCUGCCGACAAUGCCGUCCCGCCUGGGCCUGGGCGCCGCUCCGGCGGCGCUGAAGAGCCUGGCUCCCUCCCUCUCCGUGGGUGUAUUGCAUGCGUCUAGACCGUUUCACACAGGUCAGCGCUGCUUGGUUCCUUUACCACCUCUCCCUGAGGAAGGAGGGCAAGUUCGUCAUGGGUUUAUCCCAGAGGAAUUUUUCCAAUUCCUGUAUCCUAAAACAGGAGUCACAGGGCCCUAUGUGCUGGGGACUGGGCUACUGUGCUACUUUCUCUCCAAGGAAAUCUAUAUAAUCAACCAUGAAACAGUUGCAGGUGCCUGCGUAGUGGGAGUCCUCAUCUAUAUAGUUAAAAAAUAUGGGGGUGAUGUAGCAGCUUUUGCUGAUAAGCUCAAUGAGGUAAGGAAGAAA